AAUACAGGCUCUGCGCAGCAUUCAAGCAUUCAAGCAUCGCUAUACGUUUUCGCCAAAGCAUUUCAUUCGGAUCUGCAGGAUUCAAACCACAGCAGUUCAUUUGUAACCGAAAUGGACCCAUAGUAUGACUUUCAUUUGACUUGAUUUUUUAUUUUAUUUCAUUGUCAUAUUUGAUAUUUAUUUUUCUUCAUCCGAUAUCAUUGAUUUUUCUACUCUCAUCCACAAUUGAUUUGCAGCCAGUUUGCUCACGACCACCCAGCUCUAAAGGGAAUACUGUGUCUCGAGCCGAUCUCUCUCUUUCUGUCUUUCCUGCUGUUAUUCGAGAAGGAGGUUCGCGCACUUUGGAUUGGUACCUUGACUGGUUUUACCAAGAACCGGACAAACGGGGGAUUUAUUCUUUGCUUCUGCGCUCGUGGAAGUGGACAACGGCGGUGACAGGGUCGCCUUUCUGUUGUGAGGAAUGUACCCUGUGCUCAGGUCGGCUCGCUGAGGGAGAAUAUUAACGCGCUAUCUUCUUCUUCUCUCUGAAUGAGACUGCUUUGCACCUUUGGUUUUGUAUUCCCGAGGUGUUCGGGUAAAGGGACUAACUCGGCAGCAGGGUCUUUCUUGGAGAUGCACUACAUUUGAUUGUUUUUACGCAUUCACUAUUUCGUCCCUUUUUUUUUCUCUCUCCCCAUUUUCAGAUCGUGAUAUAGAGUUUAAUUGCCUCAGUCAUUCUCUUGGGCGUUUCACGUCUCUUUUUUUCUUGGGACAUAUAAUUUCGGAUCGGAUUGUGAUCCUCCCGAAAGACCGUAAUAAUGGGGGACUCGAUGUGGAGAUAUUAUGUAGGAGUUUUGUUUAUUGCGUGCAAGGUGAUCUUGACCAGGGCGAUAAUUAUGGACGCCAUAUAUUGGAACACAACAAAUACAAAAUUCGUGCCAGGACAGGGCUUGGUGUUGUACCCUCAGAUAGGGGAUAAGUUGGACAUAGUGUGCCCACGUGUGGACGGAGUAGCUGACGGGGUAGAGUAUUACAAGAUCCACAUGGUUCCCAGGGAGCAGCUGGAGAGCUGCACCAUCACCAAGGCUGACACGCCGCUGCUCAACUGUGUGAAGCCUGACCAGGAUGUCAAGUUCACCCUGAAGUUUCAGGAGUUCAGCCCCAACCUGUGGGGCCUGGAGUUCUUCAGAGGACAAGACUACUACAUCAUCUCAACCUCUAAUGGCACCAUGGAGGGGCUUGAGAACCAGGAAGGAGGAGUUUGCAAGAUGAAAUCCAUGAAGAUAAUCAUGAAAGUGGGACAAAGUGCCUCUGAUCCUGUCUCACCCAAAGACUACCCCACCAGAUACCCUCCCAAGCAGCCCGACACAGUGGGAAAGGACUCCUACAAACCAAAUGAAGUGCUGGAGAAGACAGAUUCGUCGUACAGGGAGGGCGAGGGCGACCAGGGGACGGGUGGUAAAUCCUCCAGCAUCAUCGGCUCCGAGGUGGCCCUGUUCGCAUGCAUCGCCUCGGGCAGCGUCAUCUUCAUCGUCAUCAUCAUCAUGCUGGUCCUGCUGCUGCUCAAGUACCGGCGACGGCACCGCAAGCACUCUCCGCAGCACGGCACCACGCUGUCCCUCAGCACGCUGGCCACGCCCAAACGGGGCAACAACAACGGCUCGGAGCCCAGUGACAUCAUCAUCCCUCUCAGGACUUCAGACAGCGUCUUCUGCCCGCACUACGAGAAAGUGAGCGGGGACUACGGUCACCCAGUGUACAUCGUUCAGGAGAUGCCCCCCCAGAGCCCUGCCAACAUCUACUACAAGGUCUAAACCUCACCUCCAACCUCCCUGGCAGGGCUCGUUUUUGGAUUGGACCCUCCUUUCCCAUCUCUCUGUUAUUGUUCUUGUUGUUUUUACAGAAACGUUACUAUUUGUGGUUAAUAUUCCUUGUUUGUUUGGGAUUCGUUCGAGAACGCGAAAGAGAAAAGCUGCUCUCCUGGGGAUUUUUUUUGGGGGGAAUACCUCCUAUCCGCUUCUCUUCUCUCCCAGCAGCUUGUGUGUUUGUGUGUGUGGACGGACGGAAGGACAGAUGGAUGGUUGGAGAGACAGACCUCCUGCCCCCUACACGUGUUUGUUUUGGAUACACAGAAGGAACAGAGGAGUUUGACCCAAACCUCCCUGGAUAUCCUGCUCUGCGAUUCUCCCCAAAAGAGACUACUGCUGGGAAAGAGACGAUGGAGGGAGAAAGAGAGGGAUGGCAGAGAGAGGAAUGGCAGAGAGAGGAAAAGGAGAGAAGAGGCGAACCAUGAACUCAUGUUAGUAAUGGCAGUUAGUCAUGAGACACUUCGUGGAAAUAUCCACUCUGGGACAAUCCCGAAUGACACACGGACACCAACCUAUCACCCACACAACCACCCACUCACUCACCCUAUCACCCACACACUCACCCACUGUCAGUCAUUGUGAACGGUUCAGACCCUCGUGCUCGUUACGACCCAUAAUUCCCUCAUCGUUUCCGACCACACCUUUUACUUUCUUGCGUCAUCAAUCAUUACCGUGGUUACUUGAAAAAAGGUUUAGGAGAAGAAGAAAACAGCACGAUUCCUUUUUACAGCUUCAUUAUUGUUGGUUCAUUCCUGGUGUUGUUCAACUUGCAGACUAUUUAUUUUUUUGGUAACGUGGUUUUGUCGCAGCUCAUGUCGUGCUGGUGUACGUGACUUUCAAAUACACACAGACACGUGUGAAAAACACACGCACGCACGCACACACACACACGCACACACGCAUGCGCACACACACGUACACGCACGCGCGCGCAGACACACACGCACACGCACACACUGCAGCCCAGCACUGAGAGAGCAGAAAGCAGGACUUAGAGAGGGCUGGACCAUGUGGAGGUGUUUUAUUUGGGUUCCGUCGCAUCGGGGGACAUGCUGCUCUUUCUACUCCCUCUGAGUGGUCAGGGCUCACCAGGUGGCUUCUGGGAAGGGUGGAGGACCUAAAUGAAUGAUAGAGCAGCACUUUUAACCCCCGCCCUGUCCCUCUACCCAGUCAAGCAGUCAGAUCACAGAGAGGGAAUGAGAGGUGCUGGCAGAGGGGGUAAAAGAGAGAGAGGAUAGAAGCUGUAUCCCUUUCAGUAUGGUUGUAAUAGUAGCAAGGACUGACUUUCCAUAGAUUGGCCUCUAGAACACCGAGAGGUGUUGGUGAACCGGAAAUACAGGCCAUAAGAAAUCCCACCAUGCCUUGCUGCUGCAGUUUCAGCUACACGGAGGAAAGGUAAAGAUAAGAGAAGCCCAGGUCGAAGUGGAGUUUAACCCAGCCAGUGGUUGAAACAGAGAGGUCUAAGUGGAGUUUAACCCAGCCGCUGUCUGAAACAGAGAGGUCUAAGUGGAGUUUAACCCAGCCGCUGGCUGAAACAGAGAGGUCUAAGUGGAGUUUAACCCAGCCGCUGUCUGAAACAGAGAGGUCUAAGUGGAGUUUAACCCAGCCACUGUCUGAAACAGAGAGGUCUAAGUGGAGUUUAACCCAGCCACUGUCUGAAACAGAGAGGUCUAAGUGGAGUUUAACCCAGCCACUGUCUGAAACAGAGAGGUCUAAGUGGAGUUUAACCCAGCCACUGUCUGAAACAGAGAGGUCUAAGUGGAGUUUAAUCCAGCCGCUGUCUGAAACAGAGAGGUCUGGUGGAGUUUAACCCAGCCACUGUCUGAAACAGAGAGGUCUAAGUGGAGUUUAACCCAGCCACUGUCUGAAACAGAGAGGUCUGGUGGAGUUUAACCCAGCCAUUGUCUGAAACAGAGAGGUCUGGUGGAGUUUAACCCAGCCACUGUCACAAACAGAGAGGUCUGGUGAAGUUUAACCCAGCCGCUGUCUGAAACAGAGAGGUCUAAGUGGAGUUUAACCCAGCCGCUGUCUGAAACAGAGAGGUCUGGUGGAGUUUAACCCAGCCACUGUCUGAAACAGAGAGGUCUAAGUGGAGUUUAACCCAGCCACUGUCUGAAACAGAGAGGUCUAAGUGGAGUUUAACCCAGCCACUGUCUGAAACAGAGAGGUCUAAGUGGAGUUUAACCCAGCCGCUGUCUGAAACAGAGAGGUCUGGUGGAGUUUAACCCAGCCACUGUCUGAAACAGAGAGGUCUAAGUGGAGUUUAACCCAGCCACUGUCUGAAACAGAGAGGUCUAAGUGGAGUUUAACCCAGCCACUGUCUGAAACAGAGAGGUCUAAGUGGAGUUUAAUCCAGCCACUGUCUGAAACAGAGAGGUCUGGUGGAGUUUAACCCAGCCACUGUCUGAAACAGAGAGGUCUAAGUGGAGUUCAACCCAGCCACUGUCUGAAACAGAGAGGUCUGGUGGAGUUUAACCCAGCCACUGUCUGAAACAGAGAGGUCUGGUGGAGUUUAACCCAGACACUGUCUGAAACAGAGAGGUCUGGUGGAGUUUAACCCAGCCACUAGCUGAAACAGAGAGGUCUAAGUGGAGUUCAACCCAGCCACUGUCUGAAACAGAGAGGUCUAAGUGGAGUUCAACCCAGCCACUAGCUGAAACAGAGAGGUCUAAGUGGAGUUCAACCCAGCCACUGUCUGAAACAGAGAGGUCUAAGUGGAGUUCAACCCAGCCACUAGCUGAAACAGAGAGGUCUAAGUGGAGUUCAACCCAGCCACUGUCUGAAACAGAGAGGUCUAAGUGGAGUUCAACCCAGCCACUAGCUGAAACAGAGAGGUCUAAGUGGAGUUCAACCCAGCCACUGUCUGAAACAGCUCUAGGUUCCGUAGUGUCUGUUCCCAGGGGCAACAAGAACCGUUGCCAUCCUACACAACUUUAAAAAGCACAGGGACAUCAAAGCUCAUUGUCACUUUUUCUCAAACAUCAUCUUUAGCAUUUCCUUGUUGUUGUUGUUUUUUUUUACUAUUAUUAUUAUAUAUAUAUUUUUUUUUAGUUAGAAAAAUAGAUGUACAUUUAAAGGAGGACAUUUUGAAAACAGAAAGAGUAAGAAAUAAACCAUCUGAAAAAAAAUCAUUAUUUAUUCAUCAUAGACCCAUUAGAGGUGUUGUCAGAAAGACACUGAUGUAGUCUUUAGUCUGGUAUAAAAGUACAUAUUAUGCAAGCUAGAGUUUUAAUGAUCUAAUUCACCCACAAUGUCCCAUCUUUUCAUUAACUUCCACCCAGAGACACAGGACUAGAGCCUGGGAAGGGGAUAGGGAGGGCAGCCUGGACAUAUGCCCCAAGGGGAGAGGAGGUUGUUGGACCCAAAAUAGCAUAACCACGAGGCAGACCAGCAGUGUAUCCCACACUCCUUCACUGUAGCAUCUCCCAAAGGACCAUGGGAAGAUUCUCAUGAUGACCCUGUGCCCCUCUUUCCCUAUGCUACCGUGUGUGUGUGUGUGUGUGUGUGUCUGUGUGUGUGUGUGUGUGUGUGUGUGUGUGUGUGUGCCUCCUGUUGAGCAAGGCCAGUGAAAGACAGCCAUUUUGUUCUCUUUAUUCACACGCAUUUGAAAACAUUGACUUAAGAAAAUGAGAACACGAGUGUGACUUAUACCACGCCCAAAUCAUGUAUCUGUUCACAACCAACAUUCUCAUUAGUUCAUUAAGAACAUCAAAUUUCACCAAGCCUUGUAUGAUCUGGGGUUUCUGCCUCUAAGAGGCUACAAAAUCUGCAAAUAUGCAAUUUCUAUUUAUUUUUUUAAGAAUUGAGAGAAAUCUACACUUAUGGAAAGUGUUCUUACACCACUGAGAGAUGUAACAACAAACAGGACAACAACAAAACGAGUAAAGUACAUCACACGAGCCUGCUGUUAAGAGUUUUUUGAUUUCUAGUAUUAUUUUAACAUUUAUUUCGUUCCAAGGUAAACUGUGAAGAAAAAAAGAAAAACGUUUUGAAAAUGAAAUGCACCCGGAUAGUUAUUUAAGAAAAAGUAAGAGAGAGAGAGAGAGAGAGAAAAAAAAAAAACACACACCAGGAAUCACAAAACAAAUUGAUGUUUAGUUGCUGUCUGACUGCGACAGAAUAUGACAAUCGUUUUAGUUUCUUUGAAUCUGACGUCCUUAUCCUAGCUAACGUACAACUGACAUUCUUCUAAAACGGCUAGGGUCGAUUUUUAUGUCCCUGUUAUGUCAAUGAAAUGUUGCAAGCCAUGUUGAGAGAAUGUUAGUAAGCUGGCUAGGAGAAGUACUUCAGGCUAACUGUAAAAUGCCUUGCUCGUAUUGGUCAGCCCUUGGUCACCUGACUCAGUAAUUUUGCACCGUUCUAUCUGUAGGUGAGAAACUGUAAAUACAUGAAUGUUUGUAUUGUUUAUGGAUCCUGGGAUGUUACAAUAGCCUUAUUCACCUUUUUAGGAAAGUACAUGGAAAUGAAUAAAGAGCAAAUGGGACACUCUUCUGUAAAACAGAGCAUAUGUUUGUUGGUAAAUAGCUUGUGUACAUAUUGACAAGAUCAAUAAAACAAUGUUUUUUUUUAUCAACUCUUAAAGUAAGAUGUUUUGUAUACAAUUAGAAUUAUUAUUUUUAUUUUUUUUGCUAUGUAUUUUAGCUAGCGCUCGUUGGAAAGCCCUUGUCCUCCUCCCACUCCCUCCCCCUUUUGCACUGUUUCCAUGGCAAUUUGGUUUGGAAACAAUCGAGAGAACAAGUUGCCAAACCGACUGCUGCAUAUUCCUGUGUACCAUAAAUAUUUAUUGAAUUCAUUUUUGUUGUUGUUCUGUUUUUUUUUAUUUGAUUUCUGUUCAGUAAGUGACACAGUAUUACGAUUGGGUUGUUCAUUUGUCUCCCUGUCCUGGUUUCGUUAGUCUGUCCUGGUUUCGUUAGUCUGUCCUGGUUUCGUUAGUCUGUCCUGGUUUCGUUAGUCUGUCCUGGUUUCGUUAGUCUGUCCUGGUUUCGUUAGUCUGUCCUGGUUUCGUUAGUCUGUCCUGGUUUCCAGGUGGCUGUAUCAGUAACCCCUCCCCUUGCAGUUUCAGAUGACCAGGCCGUUGAAAUGGUUAAACAUUCAAGAACUAAAUUAACUACAGUGACACACAUUCCACCAGUCUGUUAAAGAACUGAAAAUGUUUUUCAAUAAAAUGUUUUUCCUAUGGA
Oncorhynchus mykiss (rainbow trout) is the source of this 7027-nucleotide messenger RNA. Its product is annotated as ephrin-B2a. Lineage: Eukaryota; Metazoa; Chordata; Actinopteri; Salmoniformes; Salmonidae. The record is from RefSeq and is a predicted model, not a curated record. Gene Ontology annotation, cellular component: plasma membrane. Gene Ontology annotation, biological process: ephrin receptor signaling pathway; axon guidance; blood vessel morphogenesis. Gene Ontology annotation, molecular function: ephrin receptor binding.